GUAGCUUCACACUUUCAAAUCAACAACAAACUGUUGCCCAUCGUUCUUCCACAGACCGAUUUGACCCGCACAUCUACUCAAAAACAAGACACUUAACUCCCUCAAUACCUAUGACACCCGGAAAUACAAUUAUAUCUUGCUCGGAACGAGUACCCGAGAGCAGAACGAACCAGAUUACCAGUUUAGCAGCAAAUCAACUUAUUCCAGCAACAUCAACAAGUCACGAAACAAGAGUGAGGCAUUUCCCAGAUCCAGCCCCGACCUUGAAUGAACCAGCAACCGCUGAUGAGCUCAUGGCGGCAGCUGGAUCUGGGAGCCCGAGCUCAUCUCAGGCAAGUAAAAAUUACUCUUGUACCGAACAAUCGCAUCUGGCAGCUUCUUUUACAUCGGCAGGUUUCCGUAACAUCACUGAUCCGCUUCAUCUGUCUCCUGAGCAACCAAUCUCAAACAAAUCAAGAGCAAAGCAUUUCCCUGAUCCAGCCCUGACCUUGAAUGUACCAGCAAUAGCUGACGAGCUCUUGGCGGCAGCUGGAUCCGGGAGCCCGAGCGCACCUCUGGCAAGUACAUCUCGCUCCAGUGCUGACCAACUCAAUCUGGCUCCUUCUGUCGCAUCAACAGGUUCCCUAGACGUUGAAGACGAAGAUCUGGCGCCACAAGGAUCGCGCACCUUUGCUAUACAAUGGAACGUUAGUGGCUUACGCACUCAUCGCAGUGAAUUACAACUUCUCCUCGCCAAAUACCAACCCGCUCUUGUAUGUCUGCACGAAACAAAUGCCCAAGAACUGAAAGUGCCAACUGAUUAUAUUGGAAAGGACUAUCAUUUGAUUCUGGGGCCUGGAGAUCCAGAUGUGACCACGUGUCGCAGAAAAUGGAUUUAUGAUCGAGCAAACUGGCGAUUAUUUGAAGGACUCACUUCCCAAAGCAUACGACCAGGACAAGCCCUAACUGUUAAGGAGUUUACAAGCAGGAUAAUAACUGCCGCAGAAGCAAGCAUCCCGAGAACAAGCGGUAAACCGGGUCGUAAAGCUGUAAGCUGGUGGAACCAAGACGUGGCACAAGCUGUUAAAACCAGACGGAAGCGGCUGAGAGCACUUCGUCGAAUGGAAGAAAACGACCCUCGGAAACCGGAAGCACUUAAACUGUUCCAGGAAGCUCGGAAGCACUGUCGGAAAAUCAUUCAAGAUGCAAAGCAGACCAGCUGGGAGAAUUUUGUCCAGAGUAUCAACACUGAAACAACUAGCAGUGAGGUUUGGAUCCGUGUCAACCGGUUGCUUGGAAAAAGACAAUCAAACAUGAUCUCGCUGAACCUUCCAGAUGGAUUUACAAACAACGGCAAAGCAGUUGCAAAUGCCUUAGCUGAAGAAUAUCACAAAAAAUCGUCGGAUGCAAACUACAAUGCCAAAUUCCUCAAGAAAAACCUAAAAAACAAGAAGAACAUCAGCAAAUCGAUUCGUCCAAACUUGUUCAAGCGGUACAACAUUGAUUUCUGUAUCGAAGAACUUCAGUGGGCACUGAAACGGCGAGGAGUUUAA
This is a messenger RNA of Culex quinquefasciatus (southern house mosquito), 1532 nucleotides long. RefSeq lists its product as uncharacterized. The record is from RefSeq and is a predicted model, not a curated record. The transcript is spliced from 3 exons. NCBI's taxonomy places the organism in Eukaryota, Metazoa, Arthropoda, Insecta, Diptera, Culicidae. Bases 111 to 1532 code for a protein of 473 amino acids.